Cynara cardunculus var. scolymus (artichoke) is the source of this 2087-nucleotide messenger RNA. Its product is annotated as O-fucosyltransferase 23. The transcript has a single exon. The record is from RefSeq and is a predicted model, not a curated record. Bases 765 to 2027 code for a protein of 420 amino acids. Gene Ontology annotation, biological process: pollen-pistil interaction. Lineage: Eukaryota; Viridiplantae; Streptophyta; Magnoliopsida; Asterales; Asteraceae.
AAGAAAAUUUGGGACGAUUCACUUUUUUAGGUUUCUGUUGAAUACAAAUUUGUGGGUUAUGAUCUGGAUUUGGGUUGCUUUCCAACCAAGAUGAAUCCCCUCUUCUGAUUGUCUUGUCAACAAGAGGAAUUGAUGAGGAUGAACCAAACCCCCUUUUUGAUUUCUUGUUUCUGAUUUGAAAUCAUCGAUCAUCAUUUCACUUUCUCUUCUGUUCUUUCAUCCUUUUCUUUUUAAUCCAACUAUCCCCUCUUAAAUUAGAGUAAUCCCAAAGUUUCCAUAAUUCUACUCUCUUUCUCUCUCUGUUUGUUAUUUUGUGUGUGUGUCAGUGUGUGUGUCAGAGGGAAAGAGGCUGAUUGCAUGCAAUUGAAUCCGUUUUUUCUUAUUUCUAUCCAGUUUUGGCUCACGGGGUUAGGGAUUUUGAUUCUUUUCAUUCGAUUCCCACAACCGAUUCUGAUACAGUUUCAUACCCCCAAAACCUUUUCUCUGUGUUUUCGACUGCGUGUGAGAUUGAUAGAGCCAAAGGGGAUUUUGAAUUUUGAUUGAUUGACUGCAUGCAAUCAUCUGCCUGAUUUGAAUUUCGAUCAAGAAUCUGAAUUUCUGCAUAGAGUUCAGGUGAGAUAUUGUUUUUUUUAUUUGUUGAAUUCAAUCAAAAUUCAUCUGCUUCUUGUUUUCGUCAAUAUCUAUGCUGGAGCCUCUGUUAUUUUCAGUCGUUUGAAUUCAACUGAAAUGGAUAUCUGAGUUUGCAUACUGUUCUUGGAUCUCAAAUGGAUUUAUCGAAUUUGAAGCAUUUGAGAUUCUUUGGGCUUCGUUUGACUUCUCUACUCUCCAAAACCUUCUUCUUGAUUGCAAUCGCGUUCAUAUUUCGAACCCUUUUACUCCCCAAAUCUUUCGAAUUUGGUGGGAUUAAACUCCAUGAACAGGGUUUAUCAGGAAUGAAAUCUGGGAAUCUCAGAAUGAAGUUUUUAGAGGUACCCCAAAUUGUUUGGGGAUUAAACAACCAAAAAAUUGCUUUUGCAAGAGCUUGUUUAACUGCAAGAUUGCUAAACAGAACCCUUCUUAUGCCCAGCUUAAGUGCAUCUUUGUUUUAUAAAGAAAUCGAUCAAUUAGAACCCAUUUCAUUUGAUAAGGUGUUUCAGUUUGAGAAAUUUAAUUCACUGUGUAAAGGGUUUGUCCAGCUGGGUCGAUAUUCCGAUCUCCAUAACCAAAGUGACAUCAUUGUGGUUCAAAAGGGUAGCGGUAGACGAUGGACGGUCAAGCGAGAUCUUGAUCAGUUGAAAGAAUUGAACAAGAACACGGUUGAUGAACCGGAAACCGUCCGAAUAGUUGGAAAGAACCCGUUUCUAUGGCAUGAUCAUUGGCCUGUUAAAGAUUACGCCAAGGUGUUCAAGUGCUUAGUUCUAGUAGACGAAAUCUCAAAAGAAUCCGAUAAAGUUGUAGCCAAGAUAAGAGAGUUGGGAAGUGGAUCAAAUACCGUUUCUUCUAAUGAUCGAGUUCCAUACAUUGCAGUCCAUAUGAGGAUCGAAAAAGAUUGGAUGAUACAUUGCAAGAAGCGAGAGCAACGAUCAAAUGUAUCGGACAUUUGUAGUAGUAAAGAUGAGAUCACAACUAGAGUAAGCAAGAUUCCGGGCCUGAAAACGCCUAUGGUUGUUUACGUUGCUGUAGCCGAUGCACUUCUUGAAGACGGUUCGAUCUUGGACGGUUGGAGCCAAGGUCUGCAGCCGGUUGAGAAGAAGAAACUGGGUGUGGUAGAGAUUUACAAGAAACAUCCAUAUCUGAUUCAGUCAGCAAUCGAUUACGAAGUUUGUUUAAGAGCGGAUGUGUUUGUGGGGAACAGUUAUUCGACAUUUUCGAGCCUGUUGGUUCUUGAAAGGACGGUGAGAUCGGGAGGGUGUGGGACGUCGGAUCAUGUAAGAUCUUAUGCUUACAAUCUGAAGGGGGAGCACGGAGGUCCGCGGCCAUGGAUGACAAGUUUAUCGGAUUCAAGCUUAGAAGCAAUAAGUUAUGGAUCCAACAACAUUUCAUGCUGAUUGGUUAAUUAGACAUGGUGAUGAAUGAUUCUUUUUGUAAACAUGGAUAGAUAGGUAUAU